This is a messenger RNA of Entelurus aequoreus (snake pipefish), 3286 nucleotides long. RefSeq lists its product as uncharacterized. The transcript is spliced from 15 exons. The coding region runs from base 26 to 2713 and encodes 895 amino acids. Lineage: Eukaryota; Metazoa; Chordata; Actinopteri; Syngnathiformes; Syngnathidae. The record is from RefSeq and is a predicted model, not a curated record.
AAUAAGUGGUUCCAUUCAGGUAAGAAUGGAUCUUCGUACAUUCAUUUGCUUGGUAUCGGUGAUUCUGGUGGCAGAUUCUUCUGAAGCAACAAAGAACCACUUUGAAAUAAGCAGCAGUCUGCCGUCUGCCAAAGAAGGGUCCUGCAUUACGCUGACCUUAAGGGUGACAGACAGCUAUUCUCUCACAGAUGGUGAUUGGUUCUGGAUAAAAGACCCGCUCUGGAAAAACAAUGACUUGGAGGACCCCGUCAUUCUCAGCGCCAACUCACACCUUAGGACCGUCCAUCCAGACUUUGCGAGUCGAGUGAAACCCGUGGAUGACCAACGCCUAAGUAGGACUCGAAAGAAUAUUUUGAUCUGCGACCUGAAAAAAAGUGACAGCGGAAACUACGCAUUCCGAUACAUCCAGGGAAACUUUAAAUGGAUCACGGAAUCUGCUGUUGUUGUUGUGGACGACAAUCCCUGCCCGAUCACUUUUGAGAACCCAUCCCCUGUGACGGAAGCAAGCACAGUCACACUGACAUGCUCCACUCUCACCUCAUGCUCCUCUCAACCACAAAUUUGGGCGUCUGAUUGGCCAAUCAAACCCCAGAAGCAAAACGGGAAGACAAGCACUGUCAGCUUUACCGUUGGCCAGCAGGGUGACAGCAGAAAGUUUUCAUGCCAAACGGAGAACAACUCGGACCACUACUUGAUUAAAAACAUCACUUUAGAAGUAGAAUAUGCCCCGAGAAGCACCAAAGUCAAGGUGUCCGAGUCCUUUAUCAAAGAAGGAGACAAGGUCACUCUCAUCUGCAGCAGCGACGGAAAGCCCACCCCCACUUUUACAUGGUCUAGAAAUCUACAAACUCUGUCCACGGAACCCAAGUGGCUCGUCAGUUCCAUCACAGCCGAAAAGAGCGGGACGUACACAUGCGAGGCGAAAAACGUGCACGGAAAGGAAUCUUCAAGCAUCGUUAUUGAUGUUCGAUAUGUCCCGACAGUUGAGAUCCGUCCGGCCCCGACUACAUUCAGGCAGGGAGAUAAAAUGGAGCUGACAUGUAUCGUGACAAGAAGCAAUCCGUCCCCCCAAAGGUACAGUUGGUCCAAAGACGGUAAACCUGUUUCGUGGAGAUCGACGUACGUGGUGGAGUCGGUGCAACCUGAGCAUGCAGGCUUGUAUGAGUGCAAGGCCCAAAACAACGUGGGGAUGGGGACGCCAGCGUCGCAUCGAUUUCAAGUUCAAUACCGUCCGAGGAAGACCACCGUUUCCAAUUCUGCUUCUGCCCGUGUCAAAAUCGGCACACAGCUGACGUUGGAAUGCCGAACAGACGCGAACCCUGCGGCGACAAAGUACUCCUGGUCGCUGCACAAGCAAAGUCAACACGUGCCUUCGAUGCCCACUGGAAAAAGCCUGAAGCUGAGAAGUGUGCAGAGUCGUGAUGCGGCUUGUUACACCUGCAAUGCCACCAAUGCCAUCGGCACCGGAGAGAACAGCGAACCUUUGUGCAUCCAAGUUCUAUACCGUCCAAGCAAACCCACGAUGUCCAUGGAUGCAGUAGUCCGUGAAGGAGAGCUGCUCUCAAUCGCUUGCUCCGUGGAAAGCUUCCCGUCAUCCCACUUAAAACUGUACAGGAUGCCCCGUGGGUCGCCUGUACACCGCGCACAUAGCAACACGCUGUUCUUCCAAUUCAACGCGACGUCAUCCGACGCCGGGGACUACAGGUGUGAGGCCAACAACUCCGAAGGAAAAUCGAGCACACAGCGAGCUUUGGAAGUCAGAUAUGCUCCCAAAUAUGUGACAGUGAAAGCUCUACCAGACCCCAUGGUCAAUGAAAACAUGACAUUGAAACUACAGUGCAGAACCGCGUCCCACCCGGCCGUCACCUCUGUGACCUGGUGGAGGGAGAUUGGUGGGAAGGUCGAAGCCUUGGAGAAGACGGAGACCGUCACCAUAGAGUCCGUCACGCCCUCUGACAGCGGACUGUACUACUGCUCGGCCACCAAUGACAUUGGGACGGGAAGUUCGCCUCAAGUUCAAGUCAUGGUCAAUUACGCUCCAAAGGACACACGGAUAACACAAGCGGCGGAACAGCAGCUCUCAGACGGGAUGAGUUCUGUGGCACUGAGCUGCAGCAGUCACAGUUUCCCACCAAUCAAAGAAUAUUUCUGGUACAAGAAAACGGAGGACAGCGACGGAGCUGACAAAGAAGUGUCUUACUCCCAGAACUUCACGGUCUUUUCGGACCAGCCGGGCAUCUACUACUGCGUGGCCAAAAACGACGUUAAUGACAGGAAGUCGGAACAUGUGAGGGUGUUUCUUGACAAGAGCUUGAUGAGGGCCCUGACGUUCCUCAUCCCUCUUCUUUGUAUCGUCUCGAUUCUGGUUUUCAUCUUCUUCAUGUUCAGACACAGGAGGAAGAAAGCCAUACAACAGAACACUCCGCUCCAAAUGAGUGCCCUUGCCAACAGGAGGACUGACAGUCCAGUGUUUGCAGGGCGUCAUGUUGAGGUCCAGUCCAGUGAGUUGAGGACAAAUUGCAGGGAUACACACACAAUCUACUCAACGGUCAACUUGCCCUCUGCUGGACAGGGUCUUCCCCCAGCAGCCAGCAGCCUCCAGAGUGGACACGGCCAGGACGAUUCUGUCCACUAUGCGUCUCUACAGUUUGGGCGCGAACGAGAAAAAGAUGCGGUGUAUGCAGGGGUACUCAAACCAAAAAGGCCCAAGUAGGUGGGUUUUUUUUCAGUCAAUUCAUCAAAUUAAUUUCAGUGUGUGCUGGUUUAAUCCUCUCCUCAGAAUGUGCCAAACUUUUUCCUCUUCCAGAGCGUUUCUGCUGACCGCAGCAGAUCAGGUGGAGACUCGCAGGUGACCUUCUUUGUAUGCUUUAUUUUCACCUCCACUAGCAUGUAUAAUAAACAUUGUGAACUGAUUAUUCAUUUUAAACAAUUGUAUCCUAACCUGAAAAGCUAACUAUUUUGUACAAAAAUUGUAGCCUACACAGAGUAUGCAUGAAUCUGUCUACAAUAUGUAUUAUUUUUGUAUUAUAUUACACACCAUAAUAACAGGUCCAUCGUCAUGUUUUGAGUCAUAGGGUACAGCAGGGGUGUCCAAACUUUUACCACUGAGGGCCGCACACUGAAAAAUCAAAGCACGCGGGGGCCAUUUUGAUAUAAUUUCAUUUUCAAAACCUAUACAAUAUACACUUUUUUUUUUUUUUUUUACAUUUGGGGCUCCCUCAAGUUAGGUCCUAGGGACCCAGAAGGGUUUCAGUCUUAAAAAAGGUUAGAAAUAAGUCAUAUAUUA